CAGUAGGUGGCGGUAAUGCACCUGUAAGCUGGUUGCCAAUAAAUCCAAAAAAAGUUUUCGUUUUAGCUGGUUGACCACGCUGUCGUCCUUUUUUGUCUUCAGGCCGCAGUUAAUUUUGUAAGCGUCCAAUAUCCAGCACAUCUCCAUCGAAGGACUGUAUCGUAGUACUUUAUCACUGCAUUCAUUUUUUCAAACUGGACGGUGAGGACUCCGAAUCUUCUGGACAGCGUCCCCGUGGUCCCAUUAAACAAACCACAAUGAUCACCAGAAGCAGAGGCCAUACUGUCAACAACUCCAAAGUUCAGUCCCUGGAGGUUGAAGUGGUAGACGCAGUAGAAACUGUAGAAGAUCUCACAAGUCCAUCAGAGGGGUUCCCAAUCGAUGACAUUGACACCGCUGGAAUAGAGCUAGAUGACCUGUUUGGAAUUGAAGACUUAAAAUGGACACUUGAAAGAGAUGCAACCUCCCCUCUCUUCAACAUGGAGUUGACGGAUCUUGGUGUGUACAGUACCAAGUGUCAAGCUUCUGGGAUUGAAGCUUCAACAGCCUCAUCUCCAGAGAGAAUGUCGUCAGACUUGAAGAUCAAGAACCGACAAAACCAUUCAAGCCAAAUGAUCAACAAAAACGCCAUCGCUGCCAGAAUGAAUCGUCUCAAGAAGAAAGAGUAUGUCAACAGUCUGGAGAAGAAAGUUGGCAUCAUGUCAAUGGAAAACAACAUUCUCAAACAGGAAAAUUCUCAGCUGACCAAAAGAGUAGAAGAGUUGGAAGAUGAGACCAGGUACCUGAGGGCUGUGCUUGCAAAUGAGAGCAUGUUAGCGCAGCUCUUGUCCAGGCUGAGUGGUGUGAAUGGGAUGAAAUUAUCUUCCUCGCUUUUCCAGGGGCCCAACACGAAUGACCAUGACUAUGCCUUGCCGAGGAAGCGUGUGAAAGUGGAGGAGAAGGAGACAUCUGGUGGCGUGUGUCUGCAUGUGGACAAGAACCAUGUCUCAGUGGAGUUCUGCACUAAGUGUGCAGAGAGUGCAAGCACAUCGCUCAAAAUGUAGGGUCAAGUACUUAUCUGUUUUCAGAUAUUGAGACUGAACUUCUUGAGGGUGGAUGAACACUGUUAAGAUUACCUAAGAAUUGCUGAAUGUGCAUGUGUUUUUGUGUACUGGUGGAUUGAGUACAUGUUACUGCUAAACCUUGUUGACAGUUUCUUCUAGGUAAUGGUUGAUCUACCAUGCGGGAUGAGUGGCUUUCUGAACACCUUAACCUGCUUGAUUCCAUGUGGAUUCUGCUGGUGGAAGGUGAAGAGGCUGGACAAGCUGCUGCCAACGUGGCCUGGUAUUUUUUUUGAAGGUAGUAUCGGUAACAAAUGGUAUACGUGACUAUAUUUUCCCAGUACUCCACAACAUCCCUUCACAUCUGUCAGCGUAGCUCAUGCAGCAUGUUUUUUGGCGCUGAUUACAGUCGCUCCAUUACUCGGAGUAAUGCUACACGUCUCAUAAUUAUGUCUUGUAUAUAUUGACACUUUGAAAUGUAUUCAUGACAUAGAUUCAAAAUGAUCUUUAAGUGAUGAAAUUACCAUUUUGUCCAAGUGUAAUGUAAAUGUGUAUAUAAUUUUGAAUACAUAUUGUUUGAGGUAAAUGACCUUUGACUAAUGUUGGACAAAUAAAUCAUAUUUUCAUUA
Thunnus maccoyii (southern bluefin tuna) is the source of this 1669-nucleotide messenger RNA. It is a transcript of the gene crebzf, whose product is annotated as CREB/ATF bZIP transcription factor. Bases 258 to 1043 code for a protein of 261 amino acids. Gene Ontology annotation, cellular component: nucleus. Gene Ontology annotation, biological process: regulation of transcription by RNA polymerase II; endoplasmic reticulum unfolded protein response. The record is from RefSeq and is a predicted model, not a curated record. Lineage: Eukaryota; Metazoa; Chordata; Actinopteri; Scombriformes; Scombridae. Gene Ontology annotation, molecular function: DNA-binding transcription factor activity, RNA polymerase II-specific; RNA polymerase II cis-regulatory region sequence-specific DNA binding. The transcript is spliced from 3 exons.